This is a messenger RNA of Penaeus vannamei (Pacific white shrimp), 1071 nucleotides long. NCBI's taxonomy places the organism in Eukaryota, Metazoa, Arthropoda, Malacostraca, Decapoda, Penaeidae. The record is from RefSeq and is a predicted model, not a curated record.
AAGCAGAGGACGAGGGAGAGUACGACCCGACGUGGAUGCCGGAGGAAAGGCCGGAACUCCUGCUUUUUGUCGAGGAAACGGAAGUCUCCGACGACAGCGCGAGCAGCGAGGCCCCGCCCACCGUCCGCCUUGGCUCCUCCCCCUCCUCCACCUCCGACGCCGCCCCCUCGACGCCACGACCCAGUCCCCGGCCUCCGUCAGUUCGGAUGUCACGUGGGCGGAGGCGAGGGCGGCUUUCCUCUCCGGUCCCCGCCCACCUGGAGGGAAGGGCAAGGAGCUCCAGGAGGACAGGAGGCACGUGCAGCUCCAGAAACCGCGGCAGGACUGGACGUGGGCGGAGGCUCGAGCGUGGAGGGAGUGGCGCACCGCCCAGGAGGAGGAGCAGAGGCGUCGGCGAGCGCAUGCCACCACCCUCACGCUGCAGCUCGAGAGGAUCAGGCCGACGAUCAAGAGCCUGAUGCAAGAGUUCGACAGCCAGGUGAAGGCGCUGGUGGACUCCCGCGUGGCGACCGACGAGGCUCUUCUCAUCUAUGCUUUGGUCGCCUCUCGUCUGCAGCUGCGGCUGUUCCGGCAGGAGGGGUUGGAGGCCCGGCUGGCGAGUCUCCAGGAGCAGUGUUCGCAGGCAGAGACCCGCGAGGAGCAACUGGCGGAGGAGGAAGAGACGACCCGGCGGGAGGAGGCGCGGGCGAAGGCGAAGCAGGAGCGGCUGCAGGACCAGCUGAAGGAGGAGGAGACCGCCCUCCGGAGGACCAUCAUCAACCUCCCCAUCGACCAGUACAACCACCUCCUCGCGCUCUAUAACAAGCGCACCUUCCCGAGUUCAAGGUACCUGGACCUCCCCAGCGCCAGGGGGCACCACGGAGGGGGGGACACGCCCUCGGUAGCGCCCCCUCUCAGUCCCACCGGCGGGGGUCCCCUUAGCCCCUCGGGGGGUGUCUCCCCUGCGCAGUCUGAGAGCGGAGCGAGUGGGCGUCGAGGGAGCACCCGCCCUUCGAGACCAGCCAGCGGCGCCUCCCACACCGACGAGCUCAGGUAAAGCUUCUGACGCGAAUGGGAAGUCGGAACGCAGUG